CUGUGGAUAAACAGACUGUCGAGAUCACCAAUUGCUUCUCCGUUCCCCACAACGAGUCAGAGGAUGAGGUGGCUGUCGACAUGGAAUUUGCCAAGAACAUGUAUGAGCUUCACAAGAAAGUCGCUCCCAACGAGGUGAUAGUGGGCUGGUUUGCCACUGGCCACGAUAUCACAGAGCACUCGGUGCUCAUUCACGAAUAUUACAGCCGAGAGGCGCAGAAUCCUGUUCACGUCACUGUGGAUACAAUGCUGCAAGAUGGCCGAAUGAGUAUCAAGGCCUACGUCAGUACUCCCCUUGGCGUUCCUGGGAAGACUAUGGGGGUCAUGUUCACUCCGUUGACCGUGAAAUAUGUUUAUUACGACACCGAGAGAAUUGGAGUCGAUGUGAUCCAGAGGACACGGACCAGCCCGAAUCGAACCAUCACCUUGUCGAGUGAUUUGCAGCAAGUCGGCACAUCUGCAGCUCGUAUCCAGGAUAUGCUGACGACAGUCCUCCAGUACGCUGAAGAGGUCCUGUCAGGCAAAAUCACACCAGACAACACUGUCGGGAGAUUUCUUAUCGAUUUGGUCAACAAAGUUCCAAAGAUUUCAGCCCAGGAUUUUGAAGCCAUGCUGAACAGCAACAUCAACGACCUACUGAUGGUAACGUACCUGUCGAACCUCACCCAGGCUCAGAUUGCACUGAAUGAGAAGCUGGUCGCUUUGUAAGCCUCCAUGAGGGAACGAUGAACUCUGAUCGAGGAGGAAGGGACUGUGACGGGACAGUUACCUUUUAAUAUGUUCUCUUUCUUACCUGGAGUAUUGCUGUCUUAAUGAAUCAUUCCCUCAGCCAAAAUAAAGAUUCUCUAUUUGAA
Molecule: messenger RNA, 853 nt
Organism: Rhincodon typus (whale shark)
Lineage: Eukaryota; Metazoa; Chordata; Chondrichthyes; Orectolobiformes; Rhincodontidae
Gene: eif3f
Product: eukaryotic translation initiation factor 3, subunit F
Exons: 7
Coding region: 81-707 (208 amino acids)
Biological process (GO): translational initiation
Cellular component (GO): eukaryotic translation initiation factor 3 complex, eIF3m
Molecular function (GO): metallopeptidase activity; translation initiation factor binding; translation initiation factor activity
Source: RefSeq, a predicted model, not a curated record